Molecule: messenger RNA, 3255 nt
Organism: Exophiala bonariae
Lineage: Eukaryota; Fungi; Ascomycota; Eurotiomycetes; Chaetothyriales; Herpotrichiellaceae
Gene: MTR4
Product: ATP-dependent RNA helicase mtr4
Exons: 3
Coding region: 1-3255 (1084 amino acids)
Biological process (GO): RNA catabolic process; maturation of 5.8S rRNA
Cellular component (GO): nucleus
Molecular function (GO): RNA binding; RNA helicase activity; ATP binding
Source: RefSeq, a predicted model, not a curated record
AUGGACGAGCUAUUCGAUGUCUUUGAUGACACUCCAGUGGCUCCAUCACAACUGACACGGAAAGACAAAAAGCGGUUGAAGAGACAAGCCAACGGAGAAGUGAAAGAGACCACUGUCAAUGGCAAUGAUACUGGACCCUCCAGCAAAGAAGCCUCUCCACCCUCGGAAGAGUCUAAUACAGAUAACUCCCCAGAUCAAGAGGUGCCAGAUCCCAAACGCAUGCGCAUUGCUGAUGAACCAGAACCAGUUGUCACGGAUACCUUCGAGACCGAGCAAUCGCGAGAACUCGCCCCAUCUGCUGGGUUGCUAGCAUCUAAAGACGAAGGGAAGGUUAUUCUGUCCCACCAGGUUCGCCAUCAAGUCGCUCUUCCCCCCGACUACGAUUAUAUCCCCAUAUCAGAACACAAAGCCCCCAGUGAACCUGCGAGGACUUGGAGUUUUCAAUUGGAUCCCUUCCAACAAGUCGCCAUUGCUUCCAUCGAACGAAAUGAAAGUGUCUUGGUGUCGGCGCAUACCAGUGCUGGAAAGACGGUGGUCGCAGAAUAUGCCAUUGCACAGUGUCUGAAAAACAACCAACGAGUCAUCUACACAAGUCCUAUUAAAGCGCUGAGUAACCAGAAAUAUCGUGAAUUCCAGGCCGAAUUCGGCGAUGUAGGUUUGAUGACAGGAGACGUCACUAUCAACCCCACAGCCACCUGUCUUGUCAUGACCACUGAAAUUCUCCGGUCUAUGCUUUACCGUGGCUCGGAAAUCAUGCGAGAAGUGGGUUGGGUUGUUUUCGACGAGAUUCACUACUUGAGAGAUAAGACUCGAGGUGUUGUAUGGGAGGAGACCAUCAUACUUUUGCCUGACAAAGUCCACUACGUCUUUCUGUCCGCCACUAUUCCCAACGCCAUGCAAUUCGCAGAAUGGAUCACCAAAACACACAAUCAACCAUGCCAUGUUGUCUACACAGACUUCAGACCAACCCCUUUACAACAAUAUUUCUUUCCUUCUGGAGCCGAUGGUAUACAUCUGAUCGUGGACGAAAAGGGGGUGUUCAGAGAAGACAACUUCCAGAAAGCCAUGAGCACCAUGGCCGAGAAACAAGGUGAAGAUCCUGCCAACGCCAUGGCCCGUAGGAAGGGCAAGGGCAAGGAUAAGCGAAUAAAUAAAGGUGGCACCAAAGGUCCCUCCGAUAUUUACAAGAUUAUCCGUAUGAUCAUGACCAAGAAUUACAACCCUGUCAUUGUCUUCAGUUUUAGCAAAAGAGAGUGUGAGGCCUAUGCAAUUCAAAUGAGCUCGAUGACAUUCAAUGAUGAAUCGGAGAAAGCCAUGGUGGCCAAAGUGUUCGACAGCGCAUUGGAAAUGCUGUCUCCCGAGGACAAGACCCUCCCUCAGAUUCAACAUCUGUUACCUCUAUUGAAGAGAGGUAUCGGUAUCCAUCACUCCGGAUUGCUCCCAAUUUUGAAGGAGACCAUUGAGAUCUUGUUCCAGGAAGGUCUGAUCAAAGUUCUUUUUGCUACCGAAACCUUUUCUAUAGGGUUGAACAUGCCGGCAAAGACUGUUGUCUUUACUAGUGUUCGCAAAUUUGAUGGCAUUUCUCAGCGAUGGGUGACUCCUUCGGAAUUCAUCCAGAUGUCUGGACGUGCUGGACGUCGUGGAUUGGAUGAAAGAGGAAUUGUCAUAAUGAUGAUUGAUCAACAGAUGGAACCUGGUAUUGCCAAAGAGAUCGUGCGUGGAGAACAGGAUAAACUCAACUCAGCAUUCUACCUCGGAUACAAUAUGAUUCUCAACCUUCUUCGAGUUGAGGGUAUUUCUCCUGAGUUUAUGCUUGAACGAUGCUUUCACCAGUUCCAGAAUACCGCAAGUGUAUCGGGACUGGAGCGAGAGUUGCAGCAACUGGAAACUGAAAAGUCGACUAUGGUUAUUGAAGAUGAAACCGCCAUCAAGGCUUAUUAUGAGUUGCGGAAACAGCUUGACAUCUAUGCCGAGGAUAUGAGAAACGUGAUCAUCCAUCCUAAUUAUUCUCUGCCAUUCAUGCAACCCGGUCGUUUGAUUGAGGUCAAAGAUGGUGAACACAAUUUUGGUUGGGGUGCAGUCAUUGACUUCGCUCGAGUCGAUCCGAGCAAUUCUUCUGAGAAACUGGCACCACAAGAAGAAUGGGUUCUCAAAACUGCCUUGGAGGUGGCUGAUGGGCCUACGCCUGGCACCAAAACCUUUCAAUCACUCCCAGCCGGCAUCCGACCUCCACAACCUGGUGAGAAGUCGAAGAUCCAGAUUGUUCCCGUCUUGUUAAAAUGCGUCCAGAAAAUCUCGCACAUUCGAAUUUUUCCGCCUGCAGACAUUAGGACUGCAGAGUCGAGAAAGAAGAUUUCACAAGCUCUGACUGAAGUGCAGAGACGCUUCCCGGACGGUCUUGCAGUUCUCGAUCCCAUUGAAAAUCUCAAGAUCACCGAUAAUUCUUUCAAGGAGCUUCUCCGCAAGAUUGAGAUCAUGGAAUCUCGCCUGGUUGCCAAUCCAUUGCAUAAUUCGCCACGACUGGAAGGGCUUUACAAUCAGUUCGCCGAGAAGGUGACGCUGACGAACAAGAUCAAAGCACUAAAGAAAGAGAUCCAGGAUGCACAUGCGAUUACGCAAUUGGAAGAGUUAAAGUGUCGAAAACGAGUGCUUCGGAGACUUCAAUUUAUCAAUGAGGAUGAGGUUGUGCAAUUGAAAGCCCGUGUGGCCUGCGCCAUCAGCACGGGUGACGAGCUGAUGCUCAGUGAAUUGUUGUUUAACCGAUUUUUCAACGAUCUGACACCUGAGCAAUGUGCUGCGGUCAUGAGCUGCUUUGUCUUCGAAGAGCAGAUCAAAGAACAGCCGGUUCUAUCUGAAGAUCUGAACAUAUUGCUUGGUGAAAUCAAACGACAAGCAAGAAUCAUUGCCAAAGUAUCGGUCGAGUCCAAAUUGGCCUUGAAUGAGGACGAGUAUGUCCAGAGUUUCAAAUGGCAGUUGAUGCCAGUCAUACUUGCAUGGGCGAAUGGAAAGUCCUUUGGAGAGAUCUGCAAAAUGACCGAUGUCUACGAGGGCAGCUUGAUUCGGACUUUUCGACGUCUUGAAGAGGGCCUACGCCAAAUGGCCGAAGCUUCGAAGGUGAUGGGUAGUGAGGAGUUGGAAAAGAAGUUUGAGGAAGCACUAACGAAGAGCAUCGGCGAACAAGUACGACUGGAUUUCAGCUGGCUGUUGCGCGAUCACCAAGUCGCUGUCGAGAAAAUCAAGACGGCCACGGAUUGA